This is a messenger RNA of Malus domestica (apple), 2025 nucleotides long. RefSeq names its product probable protein phosphatase 2C 60. Gene Ontology annotation, biological process: protein dephosphorylation. The record is from RefSeq and is a predicted model, not a curated record. Gene Ontology annotation, molecular function: protein serine/threonine phosphatase activity; cation binding. Lineage: Eukaryota; Viridiplantae; Streptophyta; Magnoliopsida; Rosales; Rosaceae.
UUUACGAGAACCACGAAAAGUCCAUGAAGCAGUUCGUGGACAGUGUGAGCAGAAGAAAUUACCCAAAUUUCAAACGAGAUCAUUCUUUCCUCCAGAAGUCAUCAUCUUCUCUCUCUCCUCCGAUGAUUUGCUCUUUCUCUCUCUCUCCUCUUUCUCUCUCCAUCCUCUGCCGUUCCUGAAGAAUUAUUGUCACUCUCUCUCUCUCUCUCUCUCUCUCUACUCUUUCAUCCCACCUCUUGCCUGUUCGUUUUCUCUUAGAUUCCGUCAAAACUUCACUCGCCGGCUCUUUUGUCAAACCUCUGCAAAACCCACUUCUCCACAAGCCCCAGCAACCAUUCUUUCUGCUCUUUCUUCCACCUCCGAUUCUGAUAUUUUGCUCUGUACCCCCUGGUGUGAAGGACCCUCAAGCAUCUCAAGUCAUACUAUUCUCCAUAUCAUUUGAUCGUUAGUUAGUUAAGUUUAAAACUGGCGGAUUGGCUGUGAUCGAAUCGAUCCAGUCUCGAAUAGUGUGGCAUGUGAGAUGAUAACAGACUAACAGAGGAAGAGAAGUUGAUACAUCUGUGGUUGCUUUACAAAUUUUGGCAAAUCCUUGCCAUUUCUUUGGUUUCCUGACUGGAAUGGGUACAUAUCUGAGCACUCCUAAAACUGAAAAGCUCUCCGAAGAUGGCGAGAAUGGCCGUGUCAGAUAUGGUUUGUCGUCCAUGCAAGGAUGGCGUACCACAAUGGAGGAUGCUCAUGCAGCAUAUCCUGAUCUGGAUGCAUCCACCUCAUUCUUUGGUGUUUAUGAUGGCCAUGGAGGCAAGGUAGUUGCUAAGUUCUGUGCAAAAUAUCUUCACCAACAAGUACUCAAGAAUGAAGCAUAUGCGGCUGGAGACAUAGGAACUUCUGUUCAGAAAGCUUUUUUCAGAAUGGAUGAAAUGAUGCGUGGACAAAGGGGUUGGAGAGAGUUGGCUGUUUUGGGAGAUAAGAUAAACAAGUUUACUGGCAUGAUAGAAGGGUUAAUUUGGUCUCCAAGGGGCAGUAAUGGUAAUGAUCAAGCUGAUGAUUGGGCUUUUGAGGAGGGGCCUCACUCUGAUUUUACUGGUCCAACUUCUGGGAGCACUGCCUGUGUUGCAAUUCUUCGAAACAAGCAACUUUUUGUGGCGAAUGCUGGUGAUUCUCGUUGUGUGAUAUCAAGGAAGGGUCAGGCAUAUAAUCUGUCAAGGGACCACAAACCUGAUCUUGAGCUUGAGAAGGAGAGGAUUUUAAAAGCUGGUGGUUUCAUCCAUGCAGGACGAGUCAAUGGAAGUUUGAACCUUGCAAGAGCUAUAGGUGACAUGGAAUUCAAGCAGAAUAAAUUUUUGCCAGAUGAAAAACAAAUCAUAACUGCAUGUCCGGACAUAAACACUGUUGAGCUUUGUGAUGACGAUGAAUUUAUUGUGCUAGCAUGCGAUGGCAUCUGGGACUGUAUGUCUAGCCAGCAAGUGGUAGAUUUUGUACGUGAACAACUACUUUCUGAAAGCAAGCUAUCUGUGGUAUGCGAGAGAGCCCUUGAUAGGUGUCUGGCGCCAUCGACUGCUGGUGGUGAGGGAUGCGAUAACAUGACCAUGAUCGUGGUGCAGUUCAAGAAGCCCAAACAGUCGACUGAGUCUGAGGGUGGGCAAUCCUCGUCGACUGAAGAAGCAGCUGGCAGCGAUUCAAACGGAAGUGAUUCAAAGGCAGAUGAAAGUGAAUCGAAGUAGUGGCCCGCUGUGUACCGUGAAAUUAGUAGAGAGAUUUGCAUCACGUUUUUGCUCUCUCAGAAGAAAUGUGAAUCUCAGAUUGGUAAUUGUAGAUUGUUUAGCCUGGAAAAAAAAAAAGGAAAACGAAUGGAUCAUUAGCGAUUUAGUUAAAACUCGUUUUUGUGAUCUUCGAUGUUUGUUUUUUCGGUUGAAACACACGUUGAAAUAGUAUGUACAGAUUAUAACAAAGUACCACCAGAGUGUUUGAAUGUAAUCUUAAUAUAUCUUUGAGCUGUUCAAGUAAAAUGAUGUGAAGUGUUUUAUC